This is a messenger RNA of Saccharomyces kudriavzevii IFO 1802, 594 nucleotides long. RefSeq names its product acetyltransferase. The record is from RefSeq and is a predicted model, not a curated record. Bases 1 to 594 code for a protein of 197 amino acids. Lineage: Eukaryota; Fungi; Ascomycota; Saccharomycetes; Saccharomycetales; Saccharomycetaceae. Gene Ontology annotation, molecular function: galactoside O-acetyltransferase activity. The transcript has a single exon.
AUGGGCAUUUUGGAGAACGUAAAGCCUGGUGAGCUUUAUGAUGCCAAUUAUGAUCCAGAUCUUCUAAGGGUUAGAAAAGAGACUAAAAUAAAGCUCCAUGAAUAUAAUACUCUCAGUCCUUCUGAAGAAGAAAAAAGAAACCAAGUCAUCAGGGAGUUACUUGGAAGCUGUACUGAAAAUUUCAUUAUUGAACCACCUUUUUUCUGUGAUUACGGUAGCAACAUCCAUAUUGGAGAUAAUUUCUACGCCAACCACAAUCUCGUUAUACUUGACGGGGCAAAGGUCCAGAUUGGGGACAACGUAUUUAUUGCUCCUAAUGUUGGAAUUUACACGGCAGGCCAUCCAAUUGACGUGAAAAGGCGUCUCCAAGGCCUAGAAUAUGCUAUUCCCGUGACCAUAGGGGAUAAUGUGUGGAUUGGAGGCGGAGUAUCAGUGAUUCCUGGCGUAAAUAUAGGAAAAAACUCUGUCAUUGCUGCUGGUAGUGUUGUGAUCCGUGACAUACCAGAAGGCGUAGUGGCCGCAGGUAAUCCCUGCAGAGAAAUAAGGAAGGUUACUGAAAAAGACUGUAUGACGAAGAAUUUCAAGAAACUGUAA